AAUAGACUUCGGUGAUCAUCAUGAUAUAUUGGCCCUCGCAGACCGGCAGUCCGCCCCUCUACACUCGAAGCAGCGGUGGGAAAGAGCUCGAGUUUUGCGACAACGUGCUCCUGGCAUUGCACUAAUAUUAGUAUUAGUUUGACGCUCACCCGCAUGAUCAAGCCUCCAGACUUCAGAGCCUUUGCGGGCCCCACGGCUUAUAAUUCUUCACUCGUAGCUCUUCUCAGGAAACGUAAUGUCCUUUAGAGGAAUAUUGAAUCAGAGUCCUAUAUCAGUCCUCCUCUGCUGCUUACUCGGACGCAUUUCAAAUUUCGUUUCUCAGUCAUAAGCUUGGAUCCAAGAGCAUUCAUAGGCCGUGGUUCACGUAUACGACUUCAAAACUCAUCAUGCAGACGACGACAAUCAGUGAAGGCCAUACGGUUUCACACCAUCCCACAAUUGGCCCUCAGCACGAUCUUAAAGAAAGUGACAAACACAAUGAACGAGUUGAAAUGGGAGUGGGGUUGUCUGCAAGUGAUUCAAGAGCGGCGUCUGUCUCUGAUAUGAAAGCCCAAACGAAACGUCAGCGGCUGCGCGCACGGGUGCAAUUUGCGACAGUUUGUGGGUCUAUGUACCUUGCUGGAUGGAAUGACGGGACGACUGGUCCAUUGCUCCCCCGGAUACAGGAAGUGUAUGGCCUGAAUUUCACUGUCGUAUCCCUGAUAUUCGUGUUCGCAUGUGUUGGCUUCCUAUCUGGAGCAUUUGCAAACCUAUAUCUGAAUGGCAGAUUCGGUUUCGGGAAAGUGAUUGUAUUAGGAUCUGCGUGUCAAGUUAUAGCGUACGCCAUAGAGGCGGGUGCUUUGCCAUUUCCUGCAUUCGUGCUAGGUUACGCCAUCAAUGGCUUUGGAAUGGCUCUACAGGACGCGCAAUCGAAUGGUUAUGUGGCCUGUCUCAAGGAUAACCCCGAGAUGAAAAUGGGGAUCCUCCAUGCAGUAUACGGUGCUGGCGCUUUGUCGUCCCCAUUGGUAGCAACGCAAUUUGCCCAGCUUCCGCAUUGGUCAUUUCACUACCUGUGCAGCCUCGGUGUUGCGUUCAUAAACAUAGUAUCGUUGAUUGCAGUCUUUGGGCUGAAAACACAGGAUGAGUGCCUCGCUCAGAUUGGACAGCCAGCAGUCGAAAAGGGGACAAGUGAGAAGAGCCAGUUCAGCCAGAUAUUGCGGCUCAGAGAAGUCCACCUCCUCGCCUUCUUCAUUUUAAUAUAUGUAGGAGUGGAGGUCACUAUGGGUGGGUGGAUGGUGACGUACAUAAUUGACGUGCGCGGAGGAGGUCCAAGUUCGGGAUAUAUAUCAUCAGGGUUUUUUGGAGGUCUCAUGAUUGGCCGUGUCGGUCUUUUGUGGGUGAACAAAAAGGUUGGGGAACGUCGUGUUUUGUUCAUUUAUGCUAUCCUCGCAAUUGGGCUACAACUAGUAGUAUGGCUGGUACCUUCGCUCAUUGGUGCAGGCGUUGCGAUCUCCCUAAUUGGAGUAAUUUUGGGGCCGAUGUAUCCCAUCGCUAUGAAUCACACAGUACGAAUUCUCCCUGAGUGGCUCGUCACAGGGUCUAUUGGUUGGAUAGCAGGCUUCGGGCAAGCAGGUUCUGCGCUCUUACCAUUCUUAACCGGUGCCAUUGCAUCGGGGGCGGGAAUCAAGAGUCUGCAGCCAUUUCUUGUUUCGAUGAUGGCGUUCAUGACUGUCUUGUGGGCUUUAGUGCCGAGAACUGCUAGGAGAACUGAAUGAUAGCCGUUAGCUAUAUGGGCUGACAUUUGGAAAUAGAUUCAUUUAAUGACCUCAUUGUGGACCCCUUAUAACCGGGUUGUCAGUGAAUUCUUUUACCUAUUUGCCCAGACUCCAACCAUUCGGUUAUCCUUCAUCCCAGUACAGCCACCUUUGUCUUAGAUAAUCGAGUUGAUUGAAACCCAGCCGUAGUAAUCACUGGAUGUGUCAAUUUUCUUCUCUAUGACCAUUUACCAUC
This is a messenger RNA of Suillus discolor, 1989 nucleotides long. RefSeq names its product MFS general substrate transporter. Gene Ontology annotation, molecular function: transmembrane transporter activity. The transcript is spliced from 15 exons. The record is from RefSeq and is a predicted model, not a curated record. Lineage: Eukaryota; Fungi; Basidiomycota; Agaricomycetes; Boletales; Suillaceae. Bases 387 to 1754 code for a protein of 455 amino acids. Gene Ontology annotation, cellular component: membrane. Gene Ontology annotation, biological process: transmembrane transport.